AUGCAAUCCAGGGCUUCAAGACUUCUUCUCGCUGCUUCAAAACCUCGUCUUCUACGGAGCUCCCUCCGUCACCACCACCACUACCAUGAACAACCGCCACCGUUUCCUGCCACAUUCUACCUCUCCCACCUCUGCACUAACCUGCAAAGUUUGCAGAAGUUGCACGCGUCCUUGGUGGUCCUCGGCCUCAGCGGCGAGCUCCUCCUCUCGACGAAGCUCGUCAGCCUCUACGGCUCCUUUGGCGUCCUCCACCGCGCCCGCGCACUCUUCGACCACCUCCCCUCCCGCGACCUCUACUCCUUCAAAGUCAUGAUCCGCUCCUACUUCCUCAACGACAACCACUCCGACGUCGUUUCAGUCUACCGCCUGAUGCGGUACUCCCUCCAUCCCACCCCUCACGACGACAUCCUCUUCUCCGUCGUCCUCAAAUCCUCCGCCGAAACACGUGACCUCCUCCAGGCCGCACUCACACACUGCCACGUCACCAAGUCCCUCCCUCCCGACAGCUUCCUCCUCACCUCCCUCGUCGAUGCCUACGCCAAAUGCGCCCUACUCUCUAACGCGCAACGCGCCUUCGACGAAAUACCACACCGCGACGUCGUUUCCUGGACCUCAAUGAUCGUCGCUUACGUGCAAAACGACUGCGCUCGUGAAGGCCUAACCCUGUUCAACAGAAUGCAAGAAGCCUUCGUCCCCGGCAAUGAGUUUACAAUGGGGAGCGUGGUCAGUGCCUGCACCAGCCUGGGGUGGUUGCACCAGGGAAAGUGGGUUCAUGGGUUUGUUAUCAAAAACGGAAUUUCGGUUAAUUCUUUCUUGACCACCUCGCUUUUGAAUUUUUAUGUCAAAUGUGGGAGCGUUCGGGACGCACGUGCGGUGUUUGAUGAAAGUCUCUCUUUUUCCGAUCAUCAUCAGGAUCUUUUUUCAUGGACAGCUAUGAUUGUAGGGUAUACUCAGAGAGGUUAUCCUCGCUUAGCGAUAGAGUUGUUCAAGAACGAGAAAUGGGCAAGGCUUUUACCCAAUUCUGUCACCGUUUCGAGUUUGUUAUCUGCGUGUGGGCAACUACGUAGUUCUGCUAUGGGGAAACUACUUCAUUGUUUUGUAGUUAAGUGUGGAUUGGAGGAUCCUCCUGCGAGGAAUGCUCUGGUUGAUAUGUAUGCGAAAUGUGGCCUUGUUUCAGAUGCCCGUAACGUGUUUGAAUCAAUUGACAAGGAUGUUGUGUCUUGGAACUCUAUUAUUUCUGGCUGUGCGCAGAGUGGUGAGGAGUGUGAGGCUCUGGAGCUUUUCAAGAGGAUGAGAUUGGAGUUGUUCUCGCCGGAUGCGGUUACUGUGGUCGGUGUUCUCUCUGCGUGUGCUUCCCUUGGCGCGCUUCAGCUUGGUUGCUCUGUUCAUGCCUUGUCGUUGAAGGAUGGCUUGGUGUUGUCCAGCAUAUACGUUGGCACUGCUUUGCUGAAUUUCUACGCAAAAUGUGGGGAUACGAAAGCGGCGAGGAUGGUGUUUGAUUCGAUGGGCGAAAAGAAUGUGGUGACGUGGGGUGCAAUGAUUGGUGGCUAUGGAAUACAGGGGGAUGGAAAUGGAUCUCUUGUGCUGUUUAGGGAAAUGUUGAAGGAGGAGCUUGAGCCUAAUGAAGCGGUGUUUACAACUAUAUUAGCGGCUUGCAGUCAUUCGGGAAUGGUUGGAGAGGGGUCCAGGUUGUUUAAUUUUAUGUGUGAGGAGUUGAAUUUUGUUCCAUCCAUGAAGCACUAUGCGUGUAUGGUUGAUAUGUUGGCGCGCUCUGGGAACCUUGAAGAGGCGUUUCAUUUUAUUGAUAGAAUGCCUGUUGAACCUGGUGUUAGUGUGUUUGGAGCUUUUCUCCAUGGUUGUGGGCUUCAUUCUAGAUUUGAUAUGGGGGAAGUGGCUGUUAAGAGAAUGUUGGAGUUGCACCCUGAUGAAGCUUCUUACUACGUGCUUGUGUCAAACCUGUAUGCUUCAGAUGGGAGAUGGGGCAUGGUUAGCCAGGUGAGGGAGACGAUAAAACAAAGAGGGUUAAACAAGGUCCCUGGCUGUAGUUCAGUGGAGAUGGAUCUCAACAAUGACACUUGUGCCAAAAUGGCAAUACUUUGUUAGUCAGUCUUUGUGUAGUGAUAAAGCAGAACUACUUGCUUCAACAAAACCUAUAAACUUAAUUCUUGGAAGAUUGGAGAUAGCCAUUGGAUAUGAGAACCCAGGAGCUUAGGUGCUUGGUACUUGUAAUUGAUCCGAUUCCGGUUGAAGUGAAAGUUAAAUAUUGUCGACAGAUGCAACGAAACUCACUGGUGUCACCAUUACACCCACACAGGAAACUGUUGAGGAUGACCUUAUGAGGUAUGCAGUGGAGGCAAAUAUUGUCUUGUCAUUUGCUUGCUGCUGCAAUGUAGUGGAUAAUGUGAUCAGUAUUCUGCAGUGGUAAAAUGAUCUGGAGAGAAAGUAUGGUAAUUUGGGAGAAUUAAUAUGGUGAAAAUAGUGAGGACUCCUCGGUACGAAUGUAUAAGGUUGAGGCAAUGACGUCGCCUGAUUCUUUUUUCCAUAACUUUAGAAAUGUAUGCUACAGUUAAGAUUUGAAGAUGAAAACAAUGAAGACCAAAGAACUCAUCGACAGUAGAAAAAUACUUAUAAAAAAAAUUAUGUAAAACAGUGCAGGAAGUUUGUAAGACUAAUGAUUGAAUGUUGCGAAUAGUUAGAAUCUUUGUUCAUAAAUUAGUUUGUGUUUACAAGUAGUUGUUAUUCUUAUUCAAACUUGUAAAACAUUACAAAUCCGUCACCCAAUGAUUUUUACGAUGUAAUAAGUGGUUGUAACUUUGUUACUUGUACAGAACCUUGCCUACCCGACAUUCAU
This is a messenger RNA of Vigna angularis (adzuki bean), 2851 nucleotides long. Its product is annotated as pentatricopeptide repeat-containing protein At2g03380, mitochondrial. Lineage: Eukaryota; Viridiplantae; Streptophyta; Magnoliopsida; Fabales; Fabaceae. Bases 1 to 2103 code for a protein of 700 amino acids. The transcript has a single exon. Gene Ontology annotation, biological process: RNA modification. The record is from RefSeq and is a predicted model, not a curated record. Gene Ontology annotation, cellular component: intracellular membrane-bounded organelle. Gene Ontology annotation, molecular function: protein binding; RNA binding.